Colletotrichum tamarilloi is the source of this 2865-nucleotide messenger RNA. RefSeq lists its product as uncharacterized. Gene Ontology annotation, molecular function: phosphatidylinositol-4-phosphate phosphatase activity. NCBI's taxonomy places the organism in Eukaryota, Fungi, Ascomycota, Sordariomycetes, Glomerellales, Glomerellaceae. Bases 1 to 2865 code for a protein of 954 amino acids. Gene Ontology annotation, cellular component: endoplasmic reticulum. The transcript is spliced from 3 exons. Gene Ontology annotation, biological process: phosphatidylinositol dephosphorylation. The record is from RefSeq and is a predicted model, not a curated record.
AUGCCCGGUAUCGCUCGCAAGAUCAUCAUCUGCGCCGCGGUCGACGGCCUUAUCAUACAACCAUUUGUGACCAAAGGACAGCGCCCUGCGCAGCCGGUCAGGAUCAAAUAUGGCGACGCAUCAAUAAGUUCUGCUCCGCGAGAGCAAAUUCCCGACCUUUCUCAGCCAAAUUCUUCCUUCGAGGCCUUCGGCGUUAUAGGUUUGAUCACAGUUUCCCGUCUCAGCUAUCUUAUCACGAUCACUCGGCGCCAGCAAGUGGCGCAAAUCUGCGGUUUUCCGAUCUAUGUCGUCACCGAAGUCGCCAUUACCCCAUGCGCAUCGCAACAAGAAGCUGGAGAAGCUAUCGCCAAGACAGCCCUAGAGCUUCAAGAUCGCACCACAGACAAGGACGCCAACGAUAGCGACAGCGAUGACUAUGUCGAGCUUCCGGCAAGCGGGGAUGAAGUCGAAGACCCUGCGCAAGAAGCUAAAGCCGACAGCGACAAGGAUCUCGAGACUGUAAAGAGUACUGUAGCGAAAGAUGUUAUCGGCAGGAGAGGAAGCUACGGGAGGUUCGCGCAGACCUGGUUCAGCAAGAGCGGAUGGACGCAGGAUCAGAAGAGAUCAGCAGGCUGGAGCGGAGCCGCGCACCAAGUACGACGGUCCGUUGACCACAGUCCAGUCAAGAAUGCUCCUCCGCGGCCAUCUGUUGACGAGGUUAACGAACCAACAACGGCAUCCACACUUCUGCCGAAGCUUCUGCGGAUGACCCAGAUCUUUUACGGCUCAUCUAGAAGCUUCUUCUUUUCUUACGACUUCGAUAUCACGCGGCGUUGGUCGAGUCGUUCCCAUGCUCAAUCCGAUGAGAUACCUCUUCAUGAGCGCGUGGACCCGAUGUUCUUCUGGAACAAGAACACAUUAAAGCCAUUUACGGAGGCUGGAGAGGAUGCUUUGUUGCUUCCGCUCAUGCAGGGCUUCGUUUCUCAGAAGAGCUUCGUAGUAGAUAGCAGCCCUCCUCAACACGACGAAGGUCUCGGGGAUUCCGUGGAGCUAUCGACCAUGAGACAGCCCGAAGCUGAACCAUCUUCACCCUCACCGGAAGCAGUCCGUGACUCGAUCGAUCUGCGCUCUACCGAAAAGAAGUUUUUGUUGACAAUAAUCUCGCGGCGUUCGACACAGAGGGCUGGUCUCAGAUACUUGAGACGAGGCAUCGAUGAGCAGGGUUAUGUUGCCAAUGCGGUUGAAACUGAGCAGAUUCUUUCGAGCACUUCCUGGGACAAGCCUUCAAAGAUUUACUCCUUUCUUCAAAUCCGGGGCAGCAUUCCGCUAUUCUUCACACAGUCGCCGGUCUCUCUCAAACCUGCGCCAGUCAUUCAGCACUCGCCCGAAGCCAACUAUACUGCAACGAAAAAGCACCUAGAGCGGCUGAAGUCAGAAUAUGGGCUUUUGCAGAUUGUCAAUCUCGUUGAGAAACAUGGCGUAGAAGCAACUGUCGGCAAUCAGUAUGAAAAGACAGUGCAGCGGUUGAACGAGGAAGAAGCGAAAGACCAAGAUGACACCGUCGGCUUUGAAUGGUUUGAUUUCCAUUCAGCUUGCAAGGGAAUGAAAUUUGAGAACGUCAGCCAGCUCCUCGAUACUCUCCGCGACAAAUUGGAAGGUUUCGGAAGCACCGUGGAAGAGGCUGGUCAAAUCACUGCAAUACAACAUGGCGUCUUGCGCACAAACUGUAUGGACUGCCUCGACAGGACAAACGUGUGCCAGAGCUCGUUUGGAAAAUUCAUGCUCGAGUCUCAGUUGAAAGCUGAAGGCUAUGAUCUUGCCGCUCAAGUCGACCAGCAAACGCAGUGGUUCAACACGCUCUGGGCAGACAAUGGUGAUGCUGUGUCGAAGCAGUAUGCAUCUACUGCGGCCAUGAAGGGUGACUACACAAGAACGAAGAAGAGGAACCUUGGCGGCACAUUGAAUGAUCUUGGCCUUUCUUUGACCCGGUACUACAAUGGAAUGGUCAACGACUACUUCAGUCAAGCUGCCAUCGAUUUCCUUCUGGGCAACGUGAACUCCAUGGUCUUCCAAGAGUUCGAAGCUGAGAUGAUGACAAAAGACCCUGCUGUCUCGAUGCUGAAAAUGAGGGAGCAGGCUAUCGAGCUUUCUCAAAGGCGCGUCAUUUCUGACGAAAACGAAGAGUUCAUGGGUGGUUGGGUCCUCUUCAGCCCGCAUCAGUCCGACUCCUUGCGGGCCAUGCCCUUUGAGGAGGUGGUACUACUUCUAACGGAUGCUGCGUUAUAUCUCUGCCGAUUUGACUGGAACAUGGACAAGGUCUCUUCGUUUGAGCGGAUUGAUCUAGCCCACGUUGUCGGUAUCAAGUUUGGGACAUACAUCAUCUCGACAGUCUCUCCCGGGCAGACGGACGAGAUGAAGAAUGUUGGCUUCGUUGUGUCGUACCAACCAGGCAAGAACGACGUUACGAGGACGAAUACCAGGACCUUUUCGAACCUGGGCAUUGCAAAGACCAAGACGGAUGCGGCCCCUUCGGAGCAACAGCAGCAGAAGCAACAACAGCAACAGCCUCAGUCUGCCUUGAGCAGCUUGCUGGGUGGUGGGCGCCCCAAGGCGCCGCCAGUGCGCAAGCUCGCUUUCAAGGCCCCGUACUCUCAGUCAUCCGCCGCUGUGACGGGCGAAGAACCCAAGCUCAGCGAGAUCCAGCAGGUUGUCAGCAUUUGCGCAGACAUUGAGCGGCUGGCGUUCCUGAGUCAACCUGGCAAGGAGAAGCCGGGCACCGAGAGCAUAAUCGAGAAGGGCGAAAUCAUUUCGCUGGAGGAGGCGAGGCAAAGCACUGGGCUGCUGGACCACAUCAGCUACUCUCUGAAGAGGCUCGUCUGGGCAUGA